Knipowitschia caucasica is the source of this 1050-nucleotide messenger RNA. NCBI's taxonomy places the organism in Eukaryota, Metazoa, Chordata, Actinopteri, Gobiiformes, Gobiidae. The record is from the annotation of a GenBank genome assembly.
AUGUUGGGCCUCCUCUGUGAGGUGGCCCUGAGCGAUCAGCUGGUUUCCUGCCUGAAGGACAUUGCCCACACUGCUCUGAUGCGCUGUCAGCUCCAUCAUGAAGGCCUACAGAGACAGUGUGAAGUGUAUGCGUGUGAUCGUGGUGUGGUUGUGGUGUGGUUGCGGUGUGGUUGUGGUGUGGUUGCGGUGUGGUUGUGUUUGUGGUGUGUUUGUGGUGUGAUUGUGGUGUGGUUGUGGUGUGGUUGUGAUUGUGGUGUGGUUGUGGUUGUGGUGUGGUUUUGGUGUGUUUGUGGUGUGGGUGUGGUUGUGUUUGUGGUGUGGUUUUGGUAUGUGUGUGAUGUGGUUGCGGUGUGGUUGUGGUUGCGGUGUGGUUGUGUUUGUGGUGUGGUUGUGGUUUUGGUGUGUUUGUGGUGUGGUUGUGGUGUGGUUGCGGUGUGGUUGUGUUUGUGGUGUGGUUGCGGUGUGGUUGUGGUGUGGUUGUGUUUGUGGUGUGGUUUUGGUUUGUGUGUGAUGUGGUUGCGGUGUGGUUGUGGUUGCGGUGUGGUUGUGAUUGUGGUGUGGUUGUGGUGUGAUUGUGGUGUGGUUGUGGUGUGGUUGUGUUUGUGGUGUGGUUGCGGUGUAGUUUUGGUGUGGUUGUGGUUGUGGUGUGUGUGGUGUGGUUGUGGUGUGAUUGUGGUGUGGUUGUGUUUGUGGUGUGGUUGUGGUGUGGUUGCGGUGUGGUUGUGGUUGUGGUGUGUUUGUGGUGUGGUUGUGGUGUGUUGUGGUGUGGUUGUGGUGUGUGUGUGUGAUGUGGUUGUGGUGUGGUUUGGUGUGUUUGUGGUGUGGUUGCGGUAUGGUUGUGGUUGUGGUGUGGUUGUGUUUAUGGUGUGGUUGUGUUUGUGGUGUGUUUGUGGUGUGGUUGUGUUUGUGGUGUGUUUGUGGUGUGGUUGUGUUUGUGGUGUGGUUGUGGUUACGGUGUGGUUUUGGUGUGUUUGUGGUGUGGUUGUGGUUGCGGUGUGGUUUUGGUGUGUUUGUGGUGUGGUUGUGAUUGUGGUGUGGUUGUGGUGGUGA